CCACUGGCAGGAGUUCCUGCGGGAGGCGGAUCCCUUGAUGAGCGACAGCUGGCCGUGGCCGUUGGGAGAGCGUUCAGCGUCGGCCAGGGCGCGCGGCAGCGGCUCGCGUGGCUGCUGCGGGCGCGGGCAGCCCCUUCCCCUCCCCCUCGGCCAACGGUUCCGCGGCGCUGUCCCCUCUCCCCGCCGCCGGGGACUGGCGCACGUCGUCGUCGUCGUCGUCGCCGCCGCCGCCGCCGCGAGCCGCGCUCGGAGCCAUGUCGGACUGGGUGUCCUACUACCGGAGCGAGGGGGCGGCGGAGGAGGAGGAGGAGGACGAGCAGGAACAGGGGGCUGAGGCGUUCGUGGACCACAAAUACGCGGGUCGGGACAGCUUGAUUUUCUUAGUUGAUGCUUCCAAGGCCAUGUUUGAGUCGUACGAGGAUGAGGAAGAAUUCACUCCCUUUGACAUGACCAUGCAGUGCAUCCGGAAUGUGUAUACCAGCAAAAUUAUUAGUAGUGAUAGGGACCUGCUAAGUGUUGUGUUCUAUGGCACAGAAAAGAACAAGAAUUCUGCAGACUUCAAGCAUGUUUAUGUUCUUCAGGAGUUGGACAAUCCAGGUGCUAAGCGUAUUCUAGAACUGGACAAAUACAGAGGAGACCAAGGACAAAUACUUUUCCGGGAGACCUUUGGCCACAAUACCGGCUAUUCACUGGGUGAAGCACUCUGGGCCUGCUCUAAUCUCUUCAGCGAUGUUCGAGUGAGAAUGAGCCACAAAAGGAUUAUGCUGUUCACCAAUGAGGAUAACCCUCAUGCCAAUGACAGUGCUAAAGCCAAGCUGGCUAGGACCAGAGCUGGUGAUCUUAGAGACACAGGUAUCAUCCUGGACUUGAUGCACUUGAAGAAGCCUGGAGGAUUUGAUAUCUCCUUGUUCUACAGGGACAUCAUUAACAUAGCAGAGGAUGAGGAGCUUGGGAUCCAACCUCAUGAAUCAGGGAAGCUGGAACAUCUCAUGAAGAAAGUACGAGCAAAGGAGACAAAGAAACGGGCUUUAGUCAGGUUAAAUCUGUAUCUGAGCAAAGAUCUGUCUCUUACUGUUGGUGUGUACAGCCUCCUUCAAAAAGCUUAUAAACCAUAUCCAGUGAAGCUUUACCGGGAAACCAAUGAGCCAGUUAAAACAAAGACAAGAAUGUUUAAUGGGAAAACAGGCAGCUUGCUUCUGCCUUGUGAUACAAAAAGGGCUCAGAUGUAUGGAAACCGUCAGAUUGUGCUGGAGAAAGAGGAAACAGAAGAAAUAAAACGGUUUGAUUCACCAGGCUUGGUUCUGAUUGGCUUCAAACCGCUUUCAAUGCUAAAGCAGCAUCACUAUAUCAGGCCUUCCCAGUUCAUCUAUCCUGAGGAGGUCCUAGUAAAGGGGAGUACAACGCUUUUUAAUGCCUUAUUGAUGAAGUGCUUGGAGAGAGAAGUGUUGGCACUGUGCAGAUACACUCCCCGCCGGAACACUCCCCCUCGCUUUGUGGCACUGGUUCCCCAGGAGGAAGAGCUGGAUGAACAAAAAGUGCAGAUAGCCCCUCCAGGUUUCCAUCUCAUUUUCCUGCCAUAUGCAGAUGACAAACGGAAAGUUGAUUUUACAGAAAAGGUGCCAGCCAAUCGAGAACAGGUGGACAAAAUGAAGGAAAUCAUUCAAAAACUCAGGUUCAAAUACAGGACUGACAGCUUUGAGAAUCCAGUUUUGCAGCAGCACUUCCGGAAUCUGGAGGCUUUGGCACUGGAUAUGAUGGAACCGGAACAAGCUAAGGAUUUGACAAUGCCAAAGGCUGAGGAGAUGAGCCGCAGGCUGGGCAACCUGGUGGAAGAGUUUAAGCAGCUGGUUUAUCCUCCUGACUAUGAUCCUGAUAGGAGGGCUGUAAAGCGAAAACAAGGUGAUGGUGAUGGUCAAACUGAGAAAAAACCCAAGACAGAAAUCUCAAGAGAUGAGCUGAGGAGCCAUGUGCAGAAGGGCACUCUAGGCAAGCUCACGGUACCUGUUCUGAAGGAUGCAUGCAGGCUUUGUGGGCUCAGGGGUGGUGGGAAGAAACAGGAGCUCAUGGAUGCAUUAACUGAAUAUUUUAAGGACCACUAAGCAGGAAGAGAAGUCCAUUGUUUGAUUUCUAUCUGCUUAAAGUUUUAGUUGUCUUAUGUGGAAGCUGAGUCUGGUUAAUCUUGCUGUAGAGGAGGAGAGGACUCAAUGUUGCUGACUAUAGCAGUGAAGAAAGUUUUUACUUUUAGUUGUGAAAAAUCUCUGCAAACUUGGGUUCCGUUCACAGUAGCCAAAGGCAGAAUUAAAUUCCCUGCCAACUCAGGUCACUCAUUGAAAAUGAACACGGUUGUGCCUUCAUGAUUUCUUAAUAAAAGUUUUUUUGGACUUCUUACUUUGCAACACUGGCUAUAACAUCUUUUUGCCAUAAAGACAGCAAAACUCAUUUUAACAUGAGUAAGAAAACAAAAUGAUCUGCGUUAAUGGCACCACAUUAAUUCAUGCAACAGGUCAAGUCUUUGUGCUAAAAGAAGGUAUAAAUGUGUGUUACUGUGCUACUCUCCAAAACUGCCAAUCGGUAUCGCUACUUGUAAACAACCUGGGUUCUUUUCCACCGUCAGCAUUAUAAAGAUUAUCAGCAGAUCUUAAAGGAGAAAAUCAUUAUUGCUAAGUGGUACCCAAUCCAUUGUACAAAAAGCCAGCACUUUGCAAAGGUGUUCAGUCCAAUCUUCCAUUUUUAAACAGAAACUGCAAAAGCGUUUUUUUUUUUUUUUUUUUUUUUUUUUUUUUUUUUAAAAAGAUCAUGUUCCCUAGAGGGCUGCAAGCACUUAUCCCAGUUUAAUUACUGAGAUAGCAUAGAGCUUUUCUACCUCCGUAGCAAAGGUGAGUCAGACUACUUAAAGGCUUCUAUACUUGAACUUCUGCUUUAAAAAUAGCAAGUUGUAGAGAGUAGCUAUUACUUAUUACUUCUGGUAUUUUUUUGAAUCCUACUCAUGUAUUGUAUUCAUGGGUGUAUAUAUUUUGGUUUUUAAACUCCUGCCCCUGGGUCACCCCACUUGUCUUGCAGUGCCAGAUGAGUAAAAACAGUAUGUGGAUAAAUAGUCCUUCUCCUUGCCAUAGAAAACAGUUGUAACGGUUUAGCUAUAUUGUAACUUUCCACUGGAUGCAAACAUGGAAUACAUAAAGCAUUUAUUUUUGUAUGCAUGGUGUUCUUGUGUUCAGCAUAAAUUCCUGUGUUUGGCACAAAAACAAUUAGGCAACUUCUUGUAGAAUUAAGUAAUACGUUAUGGUCAUGCCCAUGCCGUAGUGAGUACAGUGCACACAAAUACAUUGGAGCCAGUUGUGAAUGCUCUCUUGGCACAGUGACCACUUUGCCAGCACACUGCUUGCUUCCACCUGUACAACUCUUCUUAAAAGAGCAGCUAGCCCAUACUGAGCACCACAGGACUGAAACUAGAUAGUCUACUAUGAUACUGUAAUGCAGGUUGAUUCAAAGUCGUUAUUUCUAAUAAAGUUUUGUCUAAACAAAUUUUCUUUCUAGUAGAUCCUUUAGGCAAAGAAGUUGCUGUAAAUGCUUGUCUUAGCAAGACUUUAACUGAAAGCAAUAAAAUUAUGGGACUAUCUUGUCCUUAA
Messenger RNA from Dromaius novaehollandiae (emu), 3626 nucleotides. It is a transcript of the gene XRCC6, whose product is annotated as X-ray repair cross complementing 6. Gene Ontology annotation, molecular function: double-stranded DNA binding; DNA helicase activity; damaged DNA binding. The record is from RefSeq and is a predicted model, not a curated record. Gene Ontology annotation, cellular component: nucleus; Ku70:Ku80 complex. The transcript has 12 exons. Gene Ontology annotation, biological process: telomere maintenance; double-strand break repair via nonhomologous end joining. NCBI's taxonomy places the organism in Eukaryota, Metazoa, Chordata, Aves, Casuariiformes, Dromaiidae. The coding region runs from base 255 to 2099 and encodes 614 amino acids.